Molecule: messenger RNA, 1269 nt
Organism: Lycium barbarum (goji berry)
Lineage: Eukaryota; Viridiplantae; Streptophyta; Magnoliopsida; Solanales; Solanaceae
Product: probable disease resistance protein At4g27220
Exons: 2
Coding region: 1-1269 (422 amino acids)
Molecular function (GO): protein binding
Source: RefSeq, a predicted model, not a curated record
AUGCACGAUGUUGUUCGUGACUUUGCUAUAUAUAUAGCGUCUAAAGAGAAGCAUGGCUUCAUGGUAAGAGCUGGUCACAAUUUGAACGAGUGGCCACGAAGGGAGUCAUUCAGCCAAAAAUCAGCUAUUUCGUUGAUGAGCAAUGAUAUUCAUGUGCUCCCAAGGGAUGUACAUUGUCCCAAUCUUCAAAUUUUACUGCUUGGAGAAAAUGAAGGUCUCGAACAGAUACCAGAGAACUUUUUUAUACAGAUGAAAAUGCUACAGGUUUUGGAUUUAAGUGAAAGGGUUGGUGUCCAUUCGCUAAAGCCUCGGUAUGGUUUAGUCCCUAAUGCCACUAGAAAAAUUCCACGUCCUCUCAGAUUUCCAUCAUCAGUUAAAGUUCUCACAAGCCUGCGAACUUUACGUUUAGACCGCUGCAAGUUAGGUGAUGUAUCUAGCCUUGGCAGAUUGAGGAGCCUGGAGAUUUUGAGUUUAUCCGGGUCCUCUAUCAGAGAACUUCCAAAUGAAUUUCGGGACUUGGUUAAUUUGAGGCUGUUGGACUUGUCAUUCUGUGGGUACCUUCAGAAAAUCCCUGAGAACUUGAUAUCACACCUUGUCCAGUUAGAAGAACUUUAUAUGGGUGGGAGCUUUCAAUUGUGGAAGCUAGCAGAUGGAUCUGUUGAAGGGAGUGGACAAGCAUGCUUGUCUGAGCUAAUGUCACUGCCCCACUUAAACAUUUUGUGUGUGGAAGUCUCCACCCUUCUAGCAUUCCCUGAGAACUUCUAUCUUCCUAGCAUACAUAAGUUUGAGAUAACGAUCAAAGUUACUGGGUUCGGCCGCACCCCCUAUUACCAUGCUAGCUCCGCCCCUGAUCUUAGAGAGAUAAAAACUGGUAUACCAAAUGGAAUGAAACAUAUGCUUCAAUUCACAGAGGAGUUGACAAUGUUCUGUGCAUGCAAGGAAAUACUGAAAAGUAUCUUUGAUGUCAAAGGGGGUUUAUAUCACUUGAAAGCUCUUGAAAUAACUGCCAGUGAAGACAUUACCUAUCUCGUCGAUGAGGUUCUUCAUAGCGAUGCAUCUGUAAUUUUAGGAGCUUUGGAGAAACUACAUCUUCGGAAUCUCAAGAAGCUAUGUACACUUUCUAUCCGCUCAAUUAAAGCAGGUUCCUUCCAGAAUCUGCAGAUUCUAAAGGUUGAUAUUUGUCAUAAUUUAAGUAUUCUACUUGGAACUGAGUUGCUCCAGAGACUAUCAAGUAUAGAAGAAGUUGAUGUGUAUUUGUGUAACAUCUGA